This is a messenger RNA of Actinia tenebrosa (Australian red waratah sea anemone), 2470 nucleotides long. RefSeq names its product arginine--tRNA ligase, cytoplasmic. Gene Ontology annotation, molecular function: arginine-tRNA ligase activity; ATP binding. Gene Ontology annotation, biological process: arginyl-tRNA aminoacylation. Lineage: Eukaryota; Metazoa; Cnidaria; Anthozoa; Actiniaria; Actiniidae. Gene Ontology annotation, cellular component: cytoplasm. The record is from RefSeq and is a predicted model, not a curated record.
GGUUUUUCUUUUUCCACGAAGUUGAGGAAAUCAAAUUUUCUUUUAAUUUCUGUGAAUGACAUUGUUUUUUAGAUGUUGUUUGGCUUCUAAAGGUGUAGCACAGGGUUUCAGGUAUUCAACUUUGUCAUAUUUAUCGCGAUCGACGCAGAGGUUUGGAAAAAAUUUGCACGUUAAUUGUUGCCUUGGUUGGACACGUGGAUUGAAGAAAUAUUCAAAGAUGGCGGAUAUGGUUGAAGAAUACGGGAAAAGGGCAAAAAUAGCUGAAGAUCAAAUUGUGAUCUUGAAGAAAAGGCUCGAAUCUCUCAAGUCGAAGGUUGUCCCAGCAGAGCAGAACCCGGAAGAAAAUGCACAAGCCUUGGGUGUGCUAGAAGACCUGGAGACAGAGAACGCCAAGCUUAAAUACCAGAUCAAUCAAUUGAAACRCAGUAUUGAGGAYGAAAAAGUAAAAUCUACAAAGACAAUGACCAACUGCCAGUUUGUAUUGAGUGAAUUGUUUAAGAAUGCCAUUGUCAAUGCUUUUCCAAUGCUGGAAAAUCCACCAGUGAUGGUGCAGGCAUCACAGGCUGAAAGAUUUGGUGAUUAUCAAUGUAACAGUGCAAUGGCACUCAACCAGAUACUAAAGAAUCAAGGCCAAAAUGUAAACCCAAGGAGCAUUGCUGAAGCAAUCGUAGCUAACAUACCUGAGAAUGAUGUUAUAACAAAGGUAGAAAUAGCUGGCCCAGGAUUUAUCAAUGUUCAUUUGAACAAAGAUUUUGUGCAGAAUUUGUUGAAGGAUAUUCUCAUCAAUGGUGUGCACCCACCUGCAGUAACAGUGAAAAGGAGAUGCAUUGUUGACUUUUCUUCACCUAACAUUGCCAAAGAGAUGCAUGUUGGCCAUCUUAGAUCCACAAUCAUUGGUGACAGCAUCUGUCGUCUAUUGGAGUUUGUAGGCCAUGAAGUUUUGAGACUUAACCAUAUUGGUGACUGGGGUACACAGUUUGGAAUGAUUAUUGCACAUCUUCAAGACCGAUUCCCCAACUAUGUAAAAGAGUCACCUCCAAUUAGUGAUUUGCAAGCCUUCUACAAGGAAUCCAAGAAGCGCUUUGAUGAAGAUGAAGAAUUCAAAAAGCGGGCCUAUGAGAGGGUAGUUCAGCUCCAAGGUGGUGACCCAGACGUCAGGACAGCUUGGAAGUUAAUCUGUGAUGUCUCAAGAAAAGAGUUUGCCAAGAUCUACGAGCGGCUUGAUGUAUUUCUGAUUGAAAGAGGAGAAUCAUUUUACCAGGAAAUGAUGGCUGAUGUUGUGCAGCUGUUGGAAAACAAAGGUCAAGUUGUGACUGAGGAUGGUCGUAAAGUAGUGUUUGUUAAGGGUCAMAAAGUACCACUGACUAUAGUCAAGUCCGAUGGAGGCUACACAUAUGAUACCUCAGAUAUGUGUGCUUUGAAACAAAGGGUAGAAGAUGAGAGAGGAGAAUGGAUGAUCUAUGUUACAGAUGCUGGACAGUCAUCUCAUUUUGAACUGAUUUUUGGUGCAAGUCGAGAAGCAGGGAUAUAUGACCCCAGGAGAGUCCGUGUUGACCAUGUUGGAUUUGGUGUAGUACUGGGAGAAGACAAGAAAAAGUUCAAGACUCGAUCAGGAGAGACAAUCCGCUUGAUUGAUCUGUUGGAUGAGGGAAUACGAAGAUCAGAGGAAAAACUAAAAGAGAAAGGACGAGACCAGGUUCUUAGCAAGGAAGAAUUGAAGGCAGCCAGCGAAGCAGUUGCUUAUGGAUGCAUUAAAUAUGCUGAUCUCUCACACAACCGAGUCAAUGACUAUGUUUUUUCAUUCGACAAGAUGCUUGAUGACAAAGGCAAUACGGCUGUGUAUCUACUGUAUGCACUAACCAGAAUCAGAUCAAUUCAGCGUAACGCUAACGUAGAUCAGGCAACACUCGAAGCAAGCUUCGCCACAACUCCAGUCAGCCUCGAACACCCAAAAGAAUGGAAACUUGGCAAGUGCAUAAGUCGAUUUCCAGAAAUCCUGUCUCGUAUUCUUGACGAUCUCUUGAUGCACUCACUGUGUGAAUACCUUUACGAGCUUGCGACCACAACUACCGAGUUUUACGACAGUUGUUACUGCAUCGAGAAGAAUAGAGAAACUGGUGARAUUAUCAAGGUCAAUAUGGAUCGACUAUUACUCCUGGAAGCAACAGCCAGGAUCAUGGAGACGGCCUUCCGUAUCCUGGGAAUAAAAACACUCGGGAAAAUGUAAUAUUCUAGGCUUAUAGUCGUAUUUAGAAUUAGGAGAAUUGAAGCAGAUUCGAAGAACCAAAGUAAUCAUGGAUCGACUUCAUUACUUCUGGAAGCAACUGCCAGGAUCAUGGAGACUGCAUUCSGCCUGGGAAUCAAAACACUCGGGAAAAUGUAAUAUUCUAGGCUUAUAGUCGUAUUUAGAAUUUUGAGAAUUGAAGCAGAAUCGAAGAAUUAAAGUAAUAAAGAAUGCCCAGAAUUUUUC